Molecule: messenger RNA, 1128 nt
Organism: Anastrepha obliqua
Lineage: Eukaryota; Metazoa; Arthropoda; Insecta; Diptera; Tephritidae
Exons: 5
Coding region: 95-538 (147 amino acids)
Source: RefSeq, a predicted model, not a curated record
UUCCUUUCAACCAGAAUAUAAUAGUAGGCCGUUGGGCGUCAGUGGUUCUGUCUAUUUUAAACUUUCCUCUUAUUCUAAUUAAAUAUUUGCAACCAUGUCUGCUUUAACCACAUUGGAAAUUAAUGGUGAAGCAGUCCCUAUUAAGUGCCUCCAAAUUGAUCCCGUUAACGAUGAAUAUAGAUUUUACUUGAUGGAACGCCAGGCAGAAAAAUCUAGGCAAUCAGUGGCACCAGUUGGUUACGACCCUGUGCUUAACUCAGAUGUAGAAGACCUAGGGGGAUGCUUGGGCAUGUCUUACGAUCCCACAGAGCCUGACGACAUAGAAUUUUACUCUGACGACGACGAGAGUAUCGCCGAUUCUGAAGACGAUCUUCAUGACUCGGAAAAUUGUAAUGAAAUUGAUUGUGAUUAUACAAGAUGCAGCAAGGAUUUUCAUAAUAGAAUCGUCCUAAAUCACGCUCGCGGUCUGCUGAGCUACACACUACAAUAUCGAAAUGAUCUCAAAGGACUAGUAAAUAAACAAAAAUCUCUUCUUUAAUGAACAACCUCCCCUCCCCCCUCCCCAAAAAAAAAAAAAAAAAUAUAUAUAUAUAUAUAUGCAAGUCGUGGGCACAUUGGAAGUAGUUUUCCAAGAAGAUGUAAAAUUUUGCAAAAAUUUCGUUUCUGAAUGUAGUUCAUUGUGCAUAUAAAUGUUUUAUGUUCUCCUCAUAGUAAACUGGUUACUCAAAUUAACUGAACUAAAGGCAUAACUUUCUUUUCUCUAUUAAUUUUAAAUAUUUCAUGGCAGCCUCACGUUUUUCACGAAAGCUGAUGGCUUUCAAUUAUGUUGAUGUGCGUAAAAUGUUGUCCUCGUCUUUUAUGUUUUAACAUUUCUUGCAAAUUUUAAUUUGCUGAUUAUUGUUUUUGGUCUUGUAAAACUUUGUGUCGUGGAGCCAUAAUGAAAGUAUUGGCGGCGCAUAUAUUUAUAACAAAAAAAAGACAGAUUUUCUUGUUCUUCUGAAAGAAAAUUAUAUACUUCGCUAAGUAUAAAGAGAUUUAUGCUGCUUGUGCUAUAUUUUUUUAAAUUAAAUGGCAUUAAUAAAAAUAGAUGCUAUAGAAAUAAUAAAAAUAAUCUUAAUGCCUAUUGAA